CUCGUUCAUCACGAAUGAUCAUGGAUUAAUUAAAUCAAAAUAUAUCUUAAAAGUUUAUUUUUUUUUUUAUUUUUUUUUUUUUUCAAUUAUUAUAUACAAAUUAAAUAUUUACAUCAACACAUAAUUAGUAUAAAAUAAUAAAUAAUAAAAAUGCCGGCUUGUUCAAGUGAAAGAAGAUUUUAUCCAUCAAGUACAUCACCACCAAGUAACAGUGCUUCACCACCACUAUCAUAUUCACCAUUAUCAAGUUCACCACCACAAUAUUCAACAUUUUCAUCAAUAAAAAAUUCCAUUGAUGAUUUAACAAAUUCAAAAUAUCCAAAAUUAUCUGAACCAUCAAUAAUAUAUAAAAAAAAUAUUAAACCAAUAAUAAUUAAUAAUAAUAAUGCCAUAAAACAAUCAAAAAAUUAUGAUAAUAAUAUUAAAAAUAAAGAAAUAAUAAUAAAUAAUAAUAAAAAAUUAAAAAAUAAAUUUUUACCAACAAGAAUAAUUAUUUGGUAUUUAAAUUUUUUAUUAUUUAUAAUAACAAGUAUAUGGAAUACAAUAAUAUUUAUAAUACGUGCACCAAUAAUUUGGACAUCAACAUGGGUAUGUAUUAUGAUGGUAAUAAUACAAUUACCAUUGAGUUUAUUAAAAUAUUUAUUGGCAUUAAUUUAUACACCAAGAUCAGAAUUAAAUCGUAAUAAACGUUGUGUAUUAAUAAGUGGUGGUAGUACAGUACAAUCAAUUCAUCUUGCAAGAAAUUUUUAUAAAGCUGGUGCAAGAGUUAUUGUUUGUGAAAUUGAAGGUUUAUUUUCAUUAGCACGUUAUUCAAUAGCAUGCUCAAAAUUUUAUACAAUACCACGUCCAUGUCAAGGUAAUGCUGCUGAAUAUGUUAAAGCAUUAAAAACAAUUGUUGAAAAUGAAAAUGCUAUAUAUUAUAUACCAGUUAGUUCAUCAAAUGCUGCAUAUUAUGAUGCACUUGCUAAACCACAUUUAGAAAUAAUUGGUUGUGAAUGUUUUGUACCAAGUAUUGGUGAUGUUAGUUGUCUUGAUGAUCCAUUAGAAUUACUACAAAGAUGUAGAUUAUUAGGAUUAAAAACACCAUUAAAUACUGUAUUAUGGUCAAGUGAAGAUAUUACAAAUCUUUAUGAUAAUGGUACAUUAAGAACUGGAAGACAUGUUAUGCUUGCUGCUGGUCAAAUUGGUAUACGUGAACGUUCUAAAAUUAAAUUACCAAUAAAUUUACAAGAAUUAAAUACUUUACGUCAUGAAAUAAGUGAAAAAAAACCAUGGAUUGUUAUUAAAUAUCCAACUGGUACACAUUAUAUUACCUGUACAACUGUUAAACAAUCAAAAGUCAUUGCAAAUGUAACAUGUCGUGUUGAUGAAAAUAUUGGUCUUGUACCAGUUAUUAAUAAUAAUAUAACAAAAUGGCUUGAUAUAUUUUUUAAUAAUAAAUUUAAUGAUAAAAAAAUUAAUGGACAUCUUAGUUUUAGAUUUAUUGAAAAUAUUAAUAAUGAAAUUAUUAUAAUUGGUUGUCGUAUUGGUAUUGGUUUACCAUAUGUUUGUUUAACAAGUGUACAUCCAAGACUUAUUUGGCGUCCAUGUCGUCAUUUUUCAAGAACAAAUUCUGGACCACUUGUUAUUGUUGAUGAUAUUAAAAAUAAUAAUGGUUUUCCAAGUGCUAUUGAACAAGUUACAAAACAUUAUUCAAAUAAAAAAAAUUGUGUUAUUGAUAAGAGAGAAGAGCUAUUUGUUUAUUGGGAUCCAUUACCAUAUUGUGCUUAUUAUCAUAUUCAAUUACCAUUUAAUAGACUUGCUGGUGCAAUAAGAGCACAGCCAAAUCAACAUACACCACCACUUGCUGUUGUACAGUAGAUAUUAUUAUCAUCAUCAUUAUCUAUAUGUUAUAACAAACAAAAAAAUAUUUAUAUUGUCUCUUAUCUUGAAUUUUUUUUUUUUUUAACUAUCAAGAAUAAAUGAUGACAGAUUAUAUUUUAUUUUAUUUAUUUUUUGCGUAUUUUUAUAAACGAAAAUAAAAGCAAUAAAACAAAAAUUCAUCAAAACAAGACAAUCAAGAGUGUGUGUGGAAAGAUAUUAAUUUUUUUUUUUUUUUAAUUUUAUUUUUUUCAUUACAACAACAGUUUGAGUGAUGAUUAGCCGAGACAUUAUCAAAAUUAUUUUAUUUAAUUUUGUUAAGUGAUAAUAUUUAAUAAAGUGUUAUUCAUAUGUAUUUGAAAUAUAAUGAUUAUAAAAUUUUUUUACAAAGAGA
Messenger RNA from Aphidius gifuensis, 2254 nucleotides. RefSeq lists its product as uncharacterized. The record is from RefSeq and is a predicted model, not a curated record. Bases 151 to 1860 code for a protein of 569 amino acids. NCBI's taxonomy places the organism in Eukaryota, Metazoa, Arthropoda, Insecta, Hymenoptera, Braconidae. The transcript has a single exon.